GGCACUGGUGUGCUGCUACUUUGCUGAGCAACUGGGAAGUUGCAGACGAGAGAAAAUUCUUGGGGAUUCGAGGGGCCAGAAGUUGGAUGACCCCCCUUUGGAAAAGUCAGCCAGCCCAAAGAUGUUCAGGAUGGAGCUGUACGUUUGGCUGUUGGCACUCUGCGUUGUUGCCGCAUCUGCCCAAACGUGGCACGAGGACCCCAAGCUGAACAAGUAUUGGGAACUGUGGAAGAAAAAAUACGGCAAAGAAUAUCAGAAUAAGAAUCAGGAGGAUCAGCGCCGGAUGAAUUGGGAAAAGAACAUACAAUUUAUCUCCUUGCACAAUCUCGAAUAUUCGCUGGGCCUGCAUUCUUAUGAGCUUGGCAUGAAUCACUUAGGAGAUAUGACCAGCGAGGAAGUCACAUUGCGGCUGACGGGCUUGAAAAUUCCGUCCUGGUGGAACCAAAAUUCUACAUCCCACAAAUCGACCUUAGACGCUGGCAGCAUUCCUGCUUCCAUAGACUGGAGGGAGAAGGGAUCUGUCACAAGUGUUAAAAACCAGUAUGCGUGUGGCGCCUGCUGGGCCUUUAGCGCAGUUGGUGCCCUGGAAGCACAGUUAAAAAGCAAGACUGGAAAGCUGGUGUCGCUGAGCCCGCAGAAUCUUGUCGACUGCUCCAGUUUCUACGGAAAUCAUGGCUGCAAUGGAGGCUACAUGCCGGCUGCUUUCCAGUAUAUCAUAGAUAAUAAAGGCAUCAACUCGGAGACUUACUAUCCAUAUACAGCCAAGGACGGACUAUGUCGCUAUAAUCCUGCUGCGCGGGCUGCUACCUGUUCUCAAUACGUAUUGCUUCCAUCUGGAAAUGAGACCUUCCUGAAGGAUGCUGUAGCCAGGAUUGGGCCGGUGUCAGUUGCCAUUGAUGCCAACCAGCCAACAUUCUUUCUAUAUAAGCAGGGCAUUUACAAUGAUCCCAGAUGCACCGCUCGGCAUUUAAAUCACGCUGUCCUUGUUGUUGGAUACGGAACGGAGAAUGGCAUGGAUUACUGGCUUCUGAAGAACAGUUGGGGAACCACUUUUGGCAACAAAGGCUACAUUAAAGUUGCGAGAAAUCAAGGAAAUCGCUGCGGCGUUGCCAGCUAUUGCUCCUAUCCACGAAUUUAGAUGGCAUCUCCAGUUUGCAGUGGAUAUUUUCUUCUCUUGAGGAGUCCUAUUAGGCAACUAAUCUUAGCCUCUUAAAUAUAUAUGGAUAUAUAUAUACAAAUCCAACUGUUGCAUUUGGGAAGACCCAGAUGCUGCAGUUCCUUCGGCUCCACCUGGUAGAUCUGAGACAAGCAGCCCAAAUGAGGGUUUAUCUGGGUUUAGUCCGGUAUUUGCUAACGAUCCCAAGGGCACCGCCAGGCUUAAUUGGUUAACAAGGGAAUGUCUGCCAAUCUGCUUUGAACAACUAAAGAGCACCGCGUAAUUGACGAGGAUUUCCAUUCUGGCCACCUGAAAACAGGUUGGAAUACAAGCAGUGUCAAGAAUUUGCAUUCAGGCGUGCAAAGCAAAGACAUCUUUCAAGCUUGGCUUUAAACAUUCUGGAAAGAGUUGGACGCAUCCCAAUUGCACUUUGGUCUUGUUUAACGUGAAGAAGGAAAGAACCUUUUCAUGGAGGAAAGAAUCAUUGCACAGAACGAGACAUGGUUUGCAAGAAUUUUAUCAACAGUGGCCUUUUCUUCUUGUAACUUAUGCUUGAUCCUUUCUGAACCUGAUUGAAACUUGAUUCGAAAACCCAGAUUAAACCCUGGGCUCUAUUAAAGAUUGUUAAAUGCAAUGCACUGCA
Messenger RNA from Candoia aspera, 1799 nucleotides. RefSeq names its product cathepsin S-like. Lineage: Eukaryota; Metazoa; Chordata; Lepidosauria; Squamata; Candoiidae. The record is from RefSeq and is a predicted model, not a curated record. Gene Ontology annotation, biological process: positive regulation of peptidase activity; immune response; positive regulation of apoptotic signaling pathway. The transcript is spliced from 8 exons. Gene Ontology annotation, cellular component: lysosome. Bases 122 to 1138 code for a protein of 338 amino acids. Gene Ontology annotation, molecular function: cysteine-type endopeptidase activity; cysteine-type endopeptidase activator activity involved in apoptotic process.